UUUUCAGCUUGUGAUUGAUAAACAAUGGCUAUCAAUGGAAAGCUUGAGGUAGAAAUUGAAGUAAAGUCUAGUGCAGAUAAGUUCUGGAGUAUUAUUAAGGAGUCUGCAGCUAUAUUCCCUAAGGCUUUUCCCAAUGACUACAAAAGUAUUGAGAAUCUAGAAGGUGAUGGGAAGAUUGCUGGUUCUGUACGCCUAAUAACUUUUGGUGAAGGUUCACCACUUGUGAAGAUAAUCAAAGAGAAGAUUGAUGUUGUUGAUGACUCAGAGAGGACACUAACUUAUAGUAUCAUUGAUGGGGAUCUUCUGAAUUACUUUGAGAAAUUUAAGGGACGCAUCAUUGUAACACCUAAGGGUGAUGGAAGCUUGGUGAAAUGGUCUUGUGAGUAUGAAAAAAAUAGUCAAAAGGUUUUUGAAGCAGAAAUCAUUAAGGAGUUUGCUCUUAAUACCUUUCUUAAGGUUGAUGAAUAUAUUCUAAAUGUGUUGUAUGUGUUGGAUAACUUGAAUUACAAGAUAUUUUCUAAUUGA
This is a messenger RNA of Vicia villosa (hairy vetch), 525 nucleotides long. RefSeq names its product MLP-like protein 423. The record is from RefSeq and is a predicted model, not a curated record. The transcript is spliced from 3 exons. Lineage: Eukaryota; Viridiplantae; Streptophyta; Magnoliopsida; Fabales; Fabaceae. Bases 25 to 525 code for a protein of 166 amino acids. Gene Ontology annotation, biological process: abscisic acid-activated signaling pathway; defense response. Gene Ontology annotation, molecular function: abscisic acid binding; signaling receptor activity; protein phosphatase inhibitor activity.